AUGUCUCUUGGCGUCAAGGUCUGCGGUUGCGCUGGCUGCGAUCGACCUAUCCACCAGCUCUCGGUGCCCUGCCUGGAUUGUAUCGACACUCCAGACGAAAUCUUCGAUCGACGCUCGAACUUUGCCUACUGCUCGAUCCAAAACCUCUUUGAUGACCAGAUCAUACACAAGCCAAUGUGCAAUAAGACCAGGCUCUGGAGGACCCUGAUUCGAGUCGGUGCCAUCUGCAAUAUGUUCUUCAUGUGUCGCGAGAUGAUCUUGAGCUACAUCCUGAUCGUCUCCACGUAUACCGACAGCGGCAGCGAUGAGGCGCUGACCCUCGACCCCGGCUCGAUGCAGUACGGCCAUGUCGUAAAGACCCACAGGCAUGCCGAUUACGUGUCGAAGUACGAGAGAGAAGGACAUGAGGAUUACCAUGGGUUUGGCUCCGUAUACAGAGAAGUGCUGGACAGUGCAGCUGCUGGCGAUCUAGAUUGCGUUUCGCUGACUGUUCGACAGCUGAACGAGGCUGUAUGGAAGGCGACGAUGAGCCUCGGCGGACGUGGCAGACUUUAUGACAUGAGCCAUCAUGACUUUGUCAGAGAAAAGGACAUGAUCGGUCGCAGAGUCCGGGAUGCGCUGGCGAGGUUUCGGGUCGACGUAAAUCAACUGUUGAUCGACGCAUUGGUGGCUGAGGAGGAUGCUCCAGGUCACAUCGCCAUGACGAAGGUGAUGGAGAACUACCUGUCGGAGAUAACAUAG
Molecule: messenger RNA, 741 nt
Organism: Didymella exigua CBS 183.55
Lineage: Eukaryota; Fungi; Ascomycota; Dothideomycetes; Pleosporales; Didymellaceae
Exons: 2
Coding region: 1-741 (246 amino acids)
Source: RefSeq, a predicted model, not a curated record